CCAUAAUGGCGUCGCAAAAGCGCCAAUUUUGUUGUCAACAACGACAACAAAUUUGUUUAAUGACGGGAAGAAGGUAGUGGUCAAUUUGAUUAGCUCAUUUUGGAAACAAAGUGGCGAUGCUGGUGGACGAUGAAGAGCCUUUUUUAAGCUUUUGGUAGACAGGAAUAUUUACAGUAAUUUAUUGAGUUAACUCUGGAGAAGAUAUGUCUUUAAAAAGUAAGAAAUUUGAAAGAGGAGGGAUAGCUUCUGGAUCUGCUGAAAACUUGUCAGCGAAAAGACCUUGCUCAGCAAAGAGUAACAGGCCGAGUUCCGCAGAUCCAAGUAAAUAUUCAGCAAGAUCAAAUGCAAGUAUGGAUUCUGAUCUGAGUGACUUUCUAUCGGUAACUGGAACAAGCAACGUUCUCAAGAAAUCUGGUCAUCAUAAAAGAAGUGGCAGUGCAGGCAUUGUGAGGUCACAACACAAUGAGGUUCAUGUGUCUGGUAGCGAUAGUGACAGUGCAAGAACUAGCAGUAGCUCUGGAGCAAGAAGGAAGAAUGUGAAUAAAAAACCCAUUCCGCCAGCGAGGUUUUCUGAGGACCAUAUCCCACACAUCAUGUCUCAAGCUAAAGCCCGCACUAAACCUAAACUGGCCACAACAUUCCAGCGCCACAGCAAUGCUGCUACAGCCAGCCCCAAUGCUCUACCAGACAGACCUUUAGCAACAACACACCAAAGAGUUCAGCCUGAUGAGGUUGAUGAAUGGUGGCUGUCAGCUUCUGAUCCUGCACCAGUUCCCCCACUGUUCCUGCAAUCUCCUACAGAAUUGGACAAGAAGCAUAACUGGUGGCCUGGUGCUAGCAAGACCAGCAAUCAUGUUGAUGAAGAUUUUUUUCAAAUUGAUAUCAACAAUUUACGACCUGGUAAUAGCGGUCUCGAUCAGAAUAACCUUGAGUUAAAUAUUUUUGAAGGUGAAGCAAGAAUCAAACUUGACAAGUCAACCGCAAGAAGAGAAGAUGUACCAAAAUUGUUUCUUGAUGAUCUUGUGGAGGAUGAUGGUGACAGAAAACGGCAGAAAGCUGCUGUAAACAUUCAACGUUGGUUCCGUGGAUGGAAAUCUCGGAAGCAACUUGGUGGACAGAAUGCUGUAAAGCAGCUCUUAAGCCAGAAGAAAAUGGAGAAGGAGAAGCAGAUGGUCAGUGACUAUGCACUUGUACAGACAGAGGAUCAGAGGGAAGAGGAAAAGAGGAAACGACGAGAAGAGAAAGCUAGAUUGGCAAGACAGGCUGCCAUAGAAGAACUACAAAAGAAGAGAGAGGAGAAACGACACGAGAAUCAAAGGAAGGCAGAGGAAGAACUGGUUUUUCUCCAAGCUAGUGGAAAAGUUGUCAAAAAGAAGUUAGCAAUUCCUGGCUCAGCAAUGAAAUCAAAACCAAAAGGGAAGAAGAGCACAGGAGUAGGUGCAUCCAACAACGCUGUAAAAAAUAACGAGCAAGUUAAUCCCAGUGAAAUAACAUCCAGACCUGGGACAGCCAGCAGUGUUGGAAGGAAAGUUGAUGAGUUAUUCCAGGAAUCUCGAGAAUCUCAAGUUAGUGCAGCCGCUGCCACUUCAGAUGAGCAAGCAACGGGAGCGCUAUUCUCUGAUCGCACAGAUGACACAGAUAAGACAUUAAAAAGCUCUCAGGUUGGUGGUGAAAGCAAAACCACCUUUGAUGACCUCUUGGAGUCCCUCAAGCAGUUGGAGGAGGAACCAGCUGAUCUGCUCCAAGUGGGGCACAGCAGUGGACCUAAGUUUGGUGGCUGGGGGCAAAACUUAGAGGGUGAUGAAGACAAGGCUUACCUUUCUCAUGCUUCACUGGGUCAGUUAAACAAAGAUAAGCUGGAAAGUCAAGGACAGGCAGGAAGUGCAUUAUCUGCUGAAAAACUACGGAGUAUCUUGACGUUUUUGGAUGAGGUAGAAAAAGCAGAAGAUGAUGCUAUCAGUGAAAUAAGUCAGGCACGAGACGGAGCCAUUUCUCGUGGACUACCAUCAUCAAGUACUUCAGCCUCUGUGGCAGCUGACAGGGAGAAGGAAGAGGCCGCGUUAGAGUCAGCCGCAGCAGCUGCCUCGGAUGUUACAACAGCCAUGAUGGCUGUGAAAAUAGAACUGGAGGAGAAGAAGAGGACCAAUGAUCUGCUUCAAAGAGCUUUGAACCAACAGCGUGAAUUCACUCUGAGGCAAGCGAAGGAGAUGGAAAAAGACGCAAAACAACGGCUGGCCAUCCAGCGACAGGAGUAUGAAGCAGCCAUUCAGAGACAUUUGUCCUUCAUCGACCAGCUGAUUGACGACAAAAAGGUGUUAGGGGAGAGGUGUGAGGAAGUAGUGAACAAGCUGAAAAGUACGGACAAGAAGUACGGAGAUAAAGUCAAACAGAUGGAGGAGAAUCAUCAAAUUGAACUAAAGAAACAAAAGGAAGUGAUACUGGCAGCGGAAAAAUUACGACGAGAAAAAUGGAUAAAUGAGAAAACUCAACAAAUCAAGGAAGUCACGGUCAAAGGACUGGAACCCGACAUACAGAAACUGAUUGCUAAGCAUAAAGCGGAAGUGAAAAAGAUCAAGUCUACUCAUCAGGCGGAGUUGCUGGAGGCCGAUGAACGUGCAGGUAGAAGAUACAUACAGCAAAUAGAAGAACUGAGAGAUCAGUUGGAGAGAGAGAAGGAAAACGCCUGUGCACGAGAGAGAGAACUUUCUCAACAAAGGUAUGAAAAGCAGCUGGAGCAAGAGGAACAAGCUUAUCAACAACAAAGGCGGCGAUUAUACGCUGAAGUACAGGAGGAAAAGGAAAGAGUUGCGCUACAGGGUCAGAAACAACGACAGGAACUGGACGAGGCACGUUCUGCCUUAGAGGAGUCUCACAAAAAGUCAAUUCUCGAGAUGCAAACUUCGCAUCAAAGAGCUAUGGAUGAUCAGGAAAGGAAACAUCAGUUAGAAAUGAAUGAGUUAAAAGAAAGGCUGGAGAUUGAAAAGCAAGGCUGGAUUGAAAAUUACAUGAAGAAGCAGGAUGCCGUGUUAAUGACGAAAGAGCGGGAACUAAAAGAAGCUGUUCGGGAAGGACGCGAUAGAGAAAUUGAGAUGGUGAUUUCCAGACUGGAAGAAGAGACAUCGUUGGCGAGAGAAGAAUGUGAGCGAGCCGCUGAGAACAGAAUCAAGCGGGUAAGAGAUAAGUACGAAUCUGAAUUGAAAGAACUAGAGGAAUCCGAACGGAAUAUGCAGGAAAAAUACAACAACAUGAAGGGUCGUUUAUCCGAAGUCGAAGGAGAAAACGCACGGUUGAAGAGCAUUUUGAAGCAAAAGGAUGAAGAGGUAGAGGGGAUAGAUAAAGUAGCUAAACGGCUGCAGGAGGAGAGAGGAAAGGUGGCGGACAUCAUUCGGCAGGAGUUCGCUGACAGGCUUGUGACAACUGACGAAGACAACAAGCGUUUGAAAACAGAAGUGAGCGAAAUGAAGGCCCGUCACAGAUUAGAAAUAGAUCGAGUUACGCGGGAGAAAGAGCAAGAAAUGGAAGAAGUGCAUAAAAGAGUAAGACAGGCCAUAGCUAAAAAAGAAGAAACAAUGAAAACACUACGAGAGCAACAUCAGGCCGCCAUGAAACGAGCAGAACAUUUGGAAUUUUUACUCCAAGAACAAAGAAAGAAGUUGCUGUCGUGAAGCGGACUCAUGAAUCCGAACAGUGUCCACGUUUUGCAUCAUCCCCCGAACUAGUGCCGAGUCCUGCCGAAGACAGCGCGAUUUAAUUUGGUAUGCGUAAACUCUACCGAAUGUCAAACGAAGUCAGAUAGUUUUCGUGCAUUGUUAAGUGUUCAAAUGGACAUUCAAAUCCCACAAUAUUGGGAGAAUUCGAAUGGACUAGUCUCAUUGAUGGAGUAACCUUUGCCCAAGAAUCUGUUUCUACUGCUCAGACCCAAAUGAAGAUUUUCGAUCUCUCUGUCAACAGAGCAACCACCAUGUAUAUGACUAUUUAUGAUGUUACGUACAUUGUGAACGACAGAAAUAAAUUUUUUACACCGGUG
Stylophora pistillata is the source of this 4027-nucleotide messenger RNA. RefSeq names its product centrosomal protein of 131 kDa. Gene Ontology annotation, biological process: intraciliary transport involved in cilium assembly; regulation of centrosome duplication; cilium assembly. Gene Ontology annotation, cellular component: centriolar satellite. The record is from RefSeq and is a predicted model, not a curated record. Gene Ontology annotation, molecular function: protein binding. Lineage: Eukaryota; Metazoa; Cnidaria; Anthozoa; Scleractinia; Pocilloporidae.